Mustela erminea (ermine) is the source of this 3029-nucleotide messenger RNA. RefSeq names its product replication factor C subunit 5 (gene RFC5). Gene Ontology annotation, molecular function: DNA clamp loader activity; DNA binding; ATP binding. The transcript has 11 exons. The coding region runs from base 136 to 1158 and encodes 340 amino acids. The record is from RefSeq and is a predicted model, not a curated record. Gene Ontology annotation, cellular component: nucleus; DNA replication factor C complex. Gene Ontology annotation, biological process: DNA repair; DNA-templated DNA replication. NCBI's taxonomy places the organism in Eukaryota, Metazoa, Chordata, Mammalia, Carnivora, Mustelidae.
UACGUCUCGCGAGAGUUCCUUUUGCGCGCGAACUCUAAGUGCCCGGGUACCUGGGCCCGCUCGCAGCUAGUGACUGUGCAGGUCACCGGGGCCCGCGGCGACCCCGGCAGACCUGGACACCUUUAUCACCCCGCCAUGGAGACCUCAGCGCAGCAGGAGCAGCAGCAGCCGGUGGCGGCCAAGAUCAGAAACCUGCCCUGGGUUGAAAAAUACCGGCCACAGACACUGAACGAUCUGAUUUCUCAUCAGGACAUUUUGAGUACCAUUCAGAAAUUUAUUAGUGAAGACCGCCUGCCACACCUGCUUCUCUAUGGUCCUCCGGGGACGGGAAAGACCUCCACCAUCCUGGCCUGUGCAAAACAGCUGUACAAAGAUAAGGAAUUUGGCUCCAUGGUCUUGGAGCUGAAUGCUUCAGAUGACCGAGGAAUAGAGAUUGUUCGGGGACCCAUCCUGAGCUUUGCUAGCACAAGGACAAUAUUUAAGAAAGGCUUCAAACUAGUGAUCCUGGAUGAAGCGGACGCCAUGACUCAGGAUGCCCAGAACGCCUUGAGGAGAGUGAUUGAGAAAUUCACGGAAAAUACCAGAUUCUGCCUCAUCUGUAACUACCUGUCCAAGAUCAUCCCCGCCCUGCAGUCCCGGUGUACAAGGUUCCGAUUCGGCCCGCUGACUCCUGAACUCAUGGUCCCCCGCCUGGAACAUGUCAUAGAAGAAGAGAAAGUGGACCUGAGUGAGGACGGGAUGAAAGCACUCGUGACCCUUUCCAGCGGAGACAUGCGAAGGGCUCUGAACAUUCUGCAGAGCACCAACAUGGCCUUCGGGAAGGUGACAGAGGAGACGGUCUACACGUGCACUGGGCACCCCCUCAAGUCCGACAUUGCCAACAUUCUGGACUGGAUGUUGAAUCAAGACUUCACCACGGCCUACAGAAAUAUUAUGGAGUUGAAGACGCUGAAGGGGUUGGCGCUCCAUGACAUCCUGACUGAGACCCACCUAUUUGUGCACAGAGUUGACUUUCCAUCUUCAGUUCGAGUGCAUUUAUUGGCCAAAAUGGCAGACAUAGAGUACAGACUGUCUGUAGGCACCAACGAGAAGAUUCAGCUGAGUUCCCUCAUUGCCGCUUUCCAGGUCACCAGGGACCUGAUUGUCACAGAGGCCUGAACACCGAGCCCGUUCGCAGCAAUUCGCAGGCCCCACAGAGACCAGACGGCGGGACUGAGUUACAGCUGGGCACGAAUGCCACUAUCGCCCCAAGCUUUGGGAAAGUCUUCCCAGCGUGGUUGGGCCAAGGUUCAGAAAGUAGCAUUUGAGGCCGGGCACAGCAGGUCAAGAACAGCUGUAAGGCCCAGCUCUCUGCUGCACUGCCCACUGUGUUUUAUAGGGAAAAAGAAAGUGCAAUGAGCUUUUGGGGGGGGGGGGGGUUCUUUUGUUUUUUAAAGCCUUAAGGCUUUUAUCUUUCAGUUGCUUGGAAGACAGGAAAUUGGCCUGCCCCAUUUUGGUCUGGAACCUGAGGCUUCCCAACCGCCCGUGGGGCAGCGUCUUCUAACUCCAGGUGAACAGAGGAGCCCCACACGGAAGUGCACAGACCUCAGUGGGGGGUGCGGUCUCUGGAUCUGCUCUGAGUAGGUGUCAAAGAAGAAAAAGAGAUGUGCAUCGAUUUCUGGCCCAAACUGCUGUACUCUUAUAAAUGGGCUCAGCUGGCUUACUUUAAAAUCGUCUUUUUAUUUCUCCUCUACUAGCAAUUAGUUCCUAAUUGUGGCAGGGACAGCAGGGGUAGGGACCUGGGCUUCUGUCAGUGCAGGCAGGGCAGGUGUGCUGGGGCUGGGCUCCAAACUGCUCCCCCCCCCCCCCCCCCCGCGCCAAUGCGGGAAGGACAGGGCCCUGUGGACGGGGUGGCAGUCUCUCUUGCAGCAAACAAACAGGCUGCCUUUGUUGAUGGCCUUCUUUUCGGUAAAAAUAAAGCAGCUUGCAUGCUGGCUGUUACGAGUGACUCUUCCCUUCCCCAGUCAGAAAGACACUGACUUACUCAACUUGCCUGUGUGUGAGAUCCUUCCCCCCAACCCCCAUGUCACAGAUCAAGCCUCCUUCAGAGGCUGCUCUCUCUGAAGGUGUCAGCUUUUCAGACUAUCAAAAGGGAGAGGUUGGUUAUUUCCCACAUCCACAGACACCUCACUCCCUGAGGACCCCAAGCAAAGUCUGAAGCUAACGGCCAGAGGGGGCCUCGGGGAAGCCACCCAGAACCUCUUGGGCUGCUCCGGGACAGUUCAAGAUGACCCCAAGGAGUAAAACUGGCCCCAGCCGUUCCCCGCUCUCCUCACUUGUUUUAAAAGGUCAUAUUUUUUUUUCUUAGUGGAGAAAAUGAAACAGCCAAAAGCUUUGUAACUUUCCUUCAACGAAAUCCUCUCAUCUCGAAAAGAAAUGUUUUUUUCUCCAGCAACAAAGGCGGUAGAGGAGACGCUUAUACUUUUGCGACAAGUUUUAUCACGUUAACACUGGCCUCCACAAAGCACCUAGUAAGAAAGCCAAAGGAUAAGAUGUUGCAUUUCUUUUAAAAUAAUUUAAAAUAUAUUAAAUUUUCCAAAGGCAGAUUUCAUUGCAAUGAGGUGUCUUGAUCAGAGAACUACACGCCGCUGAAGGAGAACAGUACUUUCAAGGAGCUAUUUUUGUUAAGGGGGAAGAGGUGAAACGGGCUGACUUGUCCGAUGAGGCAAAGCAGCAAAGUCAGACCUCAGACGCGACAGUCAGCCAAAGGGGCGACAAUACCAAUUCUCUACGCCACGAAGAAGAGACAUCUUCACAACCGUUCGACUUAAGAACUAUGGUUUUUAGAUGCCAGGGAGGAAAACACAGUUGUACCUUAACAUCUGUUGAGAAAAUACAAAUAAAUAGGCUACCACCAGCAAACCGCUGACAACUCAGUCGCCAUUUUGGACAGUCAUGCAGUUGAGGAAUACGUCCUUGUGUAACCGGACACACGCGUUUGUCAUCUCCUGCACAUGCACACCACUGCUUAUCCAAAAAAAAAAAAAAAA